UGGAACGAGGACACAUCUCUAAUAUUAAUAAAUGACUGAAAUUGUCGAAAAACCUAAUCGACGUAAAAUAAUCUCAGGAAAAUUUAAUAAAUAAUGCUUAAUAUGUACAUAUUGCAUAAUUUACACUUAAUUUUUUAAGAAAAGUAUGCAUGGAGUCACAUCAGAUUAUGUGGUUACAAAACGCAAAGUUUAAAUACACAAAAUGGGAGAAAAACGACCCACCGACAAAAGCUUUUUGUCCGACUUGUUCUGGACUGCGUUCAAUUUUCUCCGCAUGUACAUCAUUGGCUUGGGCUGGCUCUGGCAGCAGUUAGUCGAUCCGCAUAGAAAAUUGAAGGAUUUGCCCAAGAGAACCGGAGAAACUGCCAUCGUCACCGGAGGAGCGAGGGGAAUUGGGGUUGAAGUCGUAAAACAGUUACUCCAGGCGGAUAUGAGGGUUAUAAUCGGAUGUCGCGAUGUAGCGAUCGGAAAUCGUGUCAUAAAAGAAAUUCUGGCCUCUGGGAUUAAAACUGGAACUGCUGAGUGUAUCCAGUUGGACUUGGAGUCGCUCCAGUCCGUGAGAAUGUUUGCCAAGGCGUUUUUGAAGUUGGGAACAUCACUCAGCGUGCUGGUCAAUAAUGCGGCAUACUUUGGCCCACAUAGAAUGACCAUUGACGGAUUCGAGGCGCAGCUCCAGAUCAAUUAUUUGGGCCACUUUCUUCUCACGGUGCUUUUAAUUCCAGCCUUGAUUCGAGCCGGGAAAGUGGGAAAAUGCAGUCGAGUUGUUAAUGUGACCUCGAUGGUGUCGAAAUUGGGAAAUAUUGAGUUUGAUGACUUUUUAAUGAAGAAAUAUUACAAUCGCAACGUGGCCUAUUGCAACACAAAAUUGAUGCAAGUUAUCUCCUCGAACUAUUUGAAUAACCGAUUUCUCGCCGAAAAACUGCCAAUCGAAUGCUACUCCGUCCACCCGGGUGUCGUACGGACGAAUUUAUUCAUACAUUUCCAACUCUAUCGAAUCCUCAUGUUGAUGCUACGAAUUGUCGGAUGGCCGCCCUCCAAGGGGUCCGACUCCAUCGUGUAUACUGCAUUUUCGGAAGAGUUGGAGGGUCACGGGGGUAAAAUGGUGUCCAACUGUACCUUCGUGACGCCAAAUCCACAAGCUGAUGACGCCUUGAUCCAACUCCGACUCUGGGAAAUGUCCUGCAAUCUGACCAAACUUGAAGGAAGCAAGCAAGCAAGUACCAUUGUCCCAGAUCCUUUUAUUCUGGUCGAUAUUGAGUAGUGGGUCAGCUGCAUUAAUUCCUUUUUAUGAAUGAAGGCAAGAACAGGAAGUGUUUUUCGAGGAAAAAAAUGUACACAACUGCAUAAAAAUUGGUAGUUUGUUUAGUAAUUGUUUUCACGAGUGAAUGUCAACCCAGUAAAAUACUUAGGUACAUGUGUAUCCACGUAGACGGGCAUAGAUAAGUAGGAAUUUCCUGUGUUUAGAAAGACGAAGAACAUAAAUUAGCGUAAUUUGCAACCUGCCUUAAUUACCUACGUAUUUAUUAAGAGAUAAAUUCAGAGGAACAAUUAUGUAUGUUACCUCGUGUAUGGUUUAGUAAAGUGCGUUGGUUAGGUUGGUAAAGGUUAGGACCUGCAAUUUUCUGCGAAUUUUAGCGUCUAAAAUCUACCACAAACAAAUGCUUUUCACAAAUUCAAACUAAUUUUAGAAGAAAAUUGUUAUUAAUUGGAAUUCAGUAAAUUUUGUGAAUAAUCAGGAUACCCAAAAUGCCACGAAUUGAAUACAUCAUUGAAAAUAUAACGUU
Molecule: messenger RNA, 1784 nt
Organism: Folsomia candida
Lineage: Eukaryota; Metazoa; Arthropoda; Collembola; Entomobryomorpha; Isotomidae
Product: retinol dehydrogenase 11
Exons: 8
Coding region: 203-1261 (352 amino acids)
Source: RefSeq, a predicted model, not a curated record